Molecule: messenger RNA, 345 nt
Organism: Nicotiana tabacum (common tobacco)
Lineage: Eukaryota; Viridiplantae; Streptophyta; Magnoliopsida; Solanales; Solanaceae
Source: RefSeq, a predicted model, not a curated record
AUGCCAGCUUAUGCUAAAUAUUUUAAGGAGAUAUUGUCUAAGAAGCGGAAAGUGGAAGAGAUAUCGGUGGUCAAGCUCACAGAAUAUUGUAGUACCAUUUUGCAAAAUAAGCUCCCUAAAAAAUAUGGAGAUCCAGGGAGUUUAACUAUACCUUGCUCUUUAGGAAGUACUAAGUUUAAGAAAUCUUUGUGUAAUUCAAGUGCUUCCAUUAAUCUUAUGCCUUUGUCUAUUUUCAGGAAAUUGGAGGGAGAGAUUGGAGAAAACAGGUUGAUACCUGUGUCAUUGCAACUGGCAAAUCAGACCACAAUCAUACCUAAAGGAAUAGCGAAAGAUGUGCUAGUUUAG